AUGCACAUUUCAGAUAAAAAGGGAUGUGUGGAUUUUUCUUUGUCCAACGGAAAAGUAGUGAAUGCUACUGGCUCUCGUCAAGGUGACACUCUCAAAGUAGAGUGCGAUAGCGCAAGUAAACUGGUUGGAUCCGCUCAGAUAACUUGUUAUUCGUCGGGUCACUGGAGUGACUAUCCUCGUUGUAUACCAAAACAAUGUGACGAUUAUGAAGCGCCUCAUAACGGAAAAAUUAAUGCUAUUUUCAAAAACAAGUCUAUCAACAUUGGUGCAACAGUACUUGUUACGUGUAAGGAUGGGUUUGUAAGGAAAGGAACUGAAACUGUUGUAUGUCAGAGUAAUGAAACAUGGUCGGAAAGCCCAUUUUGUGAGCCAGCCGAUUGCGGAUUUCCCCAGAGUAUCGAAAAUGGUGAAAUCAAGAACAUGACAGGAACAACAUAUAACAACACUUUUCUUGUUGUAUGCUCUCAUGGAUACAAAUUGACUGCAGUAUCAACUGUGAUUUGUGAACUAAAUGGAAUGUGGAGUGAAUUUCCGCUUUGUAAAUCUAUCGCUUGCGGCAUACCAGGCAUUCCGAAAUAUGGACAUAUCAAAGGUUUAAAUGGAACCAGUUUUAAUUCAACGGCCUCUCUGCAAUGCGAUGAAGGUUUCUUCAUGAGUGGAAGCCCUACUAUUAGUUGUAUGGCAAAUGGAAGUUGGACGGCUCUCCCAAAAUGUGAAAGAAUCGAAAACAAACAAGAUUGUGGUCUUCCUUCUAAUGUAACAAAUGGUAAAAUUAAACGACUGACGGGCACAAAAUACAACGACUCUUUCUCUGUAGAAUGCAUUGAUGACUAUAUAUUGGCAGGACAAGAAACUGUCAAAUGUGAUACUAAUGGAAACUGGACUCAUAUUCCAGCUUACUGCGGCACUCCAACAGUAGAAAAUGGCAUCAUACGAGGCUACACAGACGCAUCAUAUAGAAGUAUUGUAUACGUCACAUGCAAUGAAGGAUAUUCAUUAAUUUGUUUAAAUGCGGCACAGUGUGGCAGAGACAGCCAAUGGAGUUUACCUAUAUGUACACUUUCUAAAUGCGGGUUACCAGAUAUACCUGAAAAUGGCGCAAUCGACAGUAUGAACGGAACAACCUUAAAUAGAACUGCUACACUUGUGUGUCAGCUAGGGUUUUUAAUGAGUGGAAGAAACAUCGUUACAUGUCAUAGUCACGGCACAUGGACGAGGAGUCCAACAUGUAUACCAGUUAGUGACUGCUACGAUGUUUAUCUAGAUUCUAAUUAUGCGUCAUUAAGUGGAAUCUAUAAUGUCACUUUAUGGAAGUCUAAAGAGAAAAUACAGGUCUACUGCGAUAUGGACACAGACGGAGGCGGAUGA
Molecule: messenger RNA, 1368 nt
Organism: Mercenaria mercenaria
Lineage: Eukaryota; Metazoa; Mollusca; Bivalvia; Venerida; Veneridae
Product: P-selectin-like
Exons: 4
Coding region: 1-1368 (455 amino acids)
Source: RefSeq, a predicted model, not a curated record